CAAAUGGUGUGCAUACGAAAGGCGACGAUAGAUGAUUUGCUUGCAAUGCAAGCAUGCAAUUUGCUAUGCCUACCUGAGAAUUACCAGAUGAAGUACUACUUUUACCACAUACUUUCCUGGCCACAGCUUCUAUACGUUGCUGAAGAUUACAAUGGUAAGAUAGUUGGAUAUGUGUUAGCCAAAAUGGAAGAGGAAACUACAGAGUGUCAUGGACACAUCACUUCCCUUGCUGUUGUGAGGACUCACCGUAAACUUGGUUUGGCUACUAAACUCAUGACCGCUGCUCAGAAUGCCAUGGAACAGGUUUUUGGAGCAGAGUAUGUCUCUCUGCAUGUGAGGAAGAGCAACAGGGCUGCAUUUAAGCUGUACACAGAGACAUUAGGAUAUAAGAUUCAUGAUAUGGAAGCCAAGUACUAUGCAGAUGGGGAAGAUGCUUAUGAUAUGAGGAAGGAAUUGAAGGGCAAGAAGCACCACCAGCACCAGCAUCAUCAUCAUCACCACCAUGGUGGUGGAUGUUGCUCUGGUGAGGCGAAGGUAGGAGCAAAGGAGGGAGCAGCAGAAGCAAAAUCAGCGUGAUUGUGGAUGUGAAGUUUGGGAAUAAGAAAUUGUCCCGAGUCAAUUUACUUACAAGAAAUACAUGUUAGAUGUUACUACUGUAUGUUUUCUAUGUGAAACUACUAUGUCUUCGAAGGUUGGAACAUUUGUACAACCAAUGCCUUUUGUUUUUCUGAUAUAGUUUUCACCGUUCAUAUCUGUUCCUGAGGAGGAACCGAAACAUGCACUGAAACUGGGCAAUUUUGUGUUAUCGAUAAUCAUACUGGAAGAAGAUUGAUGGUAUGUUGGACAA
Lycium ferocissimum is the source of this 847-nucleotide messenger RNA. RefSeq names its product N-terminal acetyltransferase A complex catalytic subunit NAA10. Gene Ontology annotation, molecular function: protein N-terminal-serine acetyltransferase activity; protein-N-terminal-glutamate acetyltransferase activity. Gene Ontology annotation, cellular component: NatA complex. The record is from RefSeq and is a predicted model, not a curated record. The coding region runs from base 4 to 576 and encodes 190 amino acids. Gene Ontology annotation, biological process: N-terminal peptidyl-glutamic acid acetylation. The transcript is spliced from 2 exons. NCBI's taxonomy places the organism in Eukaryota, Viridiplantae, Streptophyta, Magnoliopsida, Solanales, Solanaceae.